This is a messenger RNA of Cuscuta epithymum, 5043 nucleotides long. Lineage: Eukaryota; Viridiplantae; Streptophyta; Magnoliopsida; Solanales; Convolvulaceae. The record is from the annotation of a GenBank genome assembly.
CAUGUGCACUAUAUUAUUACUCUAAGCGUACAGAUGUUAACUUUACUUUGAUGCCUGCUUAGCAUUUCUUGGUGUGGUUGCAUUGGCCGUCAUUUGUUCUCUAUGAAGGUCACUAUUGCCUUGCGUUGUAGACCUAUUAUACUACACAUUUUAUAAACAAUGAGGAAGAUCACAAAGACCACAAAAAUUACAGGGAAGCGAACCAUUCAAGAAAUAAGCAACGAAGAAAACUGUGUUGCCAGUGUUUCAAAGCAGCGUAACAAUUAUGUUGGAGAGUCUUCGCAUAGAGAAAAUGCAAAGAAGAUUGAUUUCAUGGAUGGUGGUAAUGGAAAUCUUUCCAAAGAGAGUCUCGCCAGGGAGAGAGGUGGAGUUUUGGUAAGAAAGACGAAGCAGAGUUUGGGCACCUUACCAGUGUCUUCAACUCCUUUAGCCAAUAUUACUAAUGUGAACAUACCAACAAGUUUUCAAAGGCGGGAUGCUUCGAUUGGAAGCAAAGUUUCGUGUUAUACAUACCUUCAACAUUCAUGGAAUGUCAUGUCGUUCAAUAACAAUAUAUCUGCUUAUGGCAAUUCUACAAGAGGUACAUGUGGUUCCUCUUUGGAAACAGGUCAAACAUCUAAUCUAGAUCCUUCACCUCUGUCUAAUCUUGAUUCAAUAGAUUUGAAUCAAGACCAAAUUGACAGUAUAGAUAUUGAUGUCGGUGAUGAUGACACAACUUAUGUUACGAAGAGUAUCCCAAGUGGCUAUUUGGAUGUUGGUGACCCUUCAUACAAGUGUAGUUUUUGUGGAGCUUUGUUUUGGUAUGAUGAGAGACUAGAAUCUCAUUAUAGGGCAAAAAAUCCGAAAUAUUCAGGUUGUUGUAUGCAAGGAAAAGUCAAGCUACCGCUUAUAAAAAGGCCCCCACCUAUCAUUGAAAAUUUGUUUAUGGGAUGUGAUGAAUUAAGCAAGCAUUUUCUAAAAAAUGUGCGUUCCUACAACAACAUGUUUUCAUUUACCUCGAUGGGAGGGAAGAUUGAUUCGAGUGUAAAUGGUGGAAAAUCCCCACCCAUUUUUAAGUUGCAUGGCCAAAACUUUCAUCUAAUGGGAAGUUUGUUACCGGCAGAUUCUGCAGUGCCUAAAUUCGCACAGUUGUAUAUAUAUGAUACAGAGAAUGAAGUGUGCAAUAGAAUUAAUUCUGUUCGGAAAAAGGAUGAACCACAUGACCUACAUGAACGAAUAGUUGAAGAUUUGAAAAAGACACUUGAUGAGCAUAAUGUGUUGGUGAAAUCAUUUAGAAUGGCAGGGAAGAAAAUAAGAGAAGAAGGUUGCGUUGAUUUUAAGCUCAAACUCAUAGGAAAGAGAGCAAAAGACGCAAGGACUUACAAUCUCCCAUCGGUGUCAGAGGUUGCUGCUUUAAUUGUAGGUGAUCUUGAUCUGUCUCUUGGAGAAAGGGAUAUUGUGGUUGAGACUUGUGCUGGAGGAUUGCAACGAAUUAAUGAACUUCAUCCUUCAUAUUUUGCACUUCAAUAUCCGCUUUUAUUUCCAUAUGGGGAAGAUGGGUAUAGAGAAGACAUACCUUUGUCUAAAAAAAAAAUAGAUCACUCUCGAGGAAGACAAAAUGUCAGCAUCCGGGAGUUCAUUGCAUACCGAUUGCAUGAAAGGGGGUCUGAGAUAUCUACUUUAUUGCAUGCUAAGAGGUUGUUUCAGCAAUUUGUUGUCGAUGCCUAUACUUUGAUUGAAUCGAGUAGGUUGAGAUAUAUUCGCAAUAAUCAAAAGCAAUUGAGAUGUGAAAUGUACAAGGGAUUGACUGACGCUUUAUUACGAGGUGACACAAAUCCUGCCACACAAGGGAAACGAAUAAUACUUCCGUCUUCGUUCACUGGUGGAGCAAGAUAUAUGAUCCAGAAUUACCAAGAUGCAAUGGCUAUUUGCAGAUGGAUAGGAUAUCCUGAUUUGUUUAUUACUUUUACCUGCAAUUCUAAUUGGCCAGAAAUAGCUAGAUACAUUAAACAACGAAAUCUUAAACCAGAAGAUCGACCAGAUGUUAUCUGUCGAAUUUUUAAGAUGAAAUUGGAUGCUCUAAUCACUGAUUUUAAGCGAAACAAAAUAUUUGGCACAGUUAAAGCAGUGAUUUACACCAUUGAGUUCCAAAAACGUGGAUUACCGCAUGCACAUAUAUUGCUAUUUCUUGACAAGAAUGAAAAGUUCCCAACGCCAGAUCACAUUGAUAGCAUAAUUUCAGCUGAAAUUCCCUGCGAGGAAACUGACCCAGAAUAUUUUAAUGCAGUCAAGGAUUAUAUGAUGCAUGGCCCAUGUGGACCUAUGAGGAGUAACUCUCCUUGCAUGGUAGAUGGUCAAUGUUCUAAACAUUUUCCAAAGAGAUUUGUUGAUCAUACCACUUUGGAUGAUGAUGGAUAUCCAGUGUAUAGACGGAGAAAUCAAGGCAGAACAAUAUCAAAAAAUGGGGAAGAUUUGGAUAAUCGAUAUGUUGUGCCCCAUAAUAGAUAUUUGUUGCUCAAGUACGCAGCACAUAUUAAUGUGGAGUGGUGCAAUCAGUCAAGAUCUAUCAAAUAUCUGUUCAAGUAUGUGAACAAGGGUAAUGAUAGAGUAACUGCCACGUUCUAUCAAAGUGCAAGUGGUGAGAAUGAAGAAAGCAAUGUGGAUGAAGUAAAAAUGUAUUACGAUUGUAGAUACAUUUCAUCAUGUGAGGCUGCUUGGAGGACAUUAGGCUAUGAAAUCCAAUAUAGAAGCAUUGGUGUGGAAAGGUUGAGUUUUCACCUACCUAACGAGCAGGUUGUGUAUUUUGAUGAUUUAGAGCCCAUAGACGAAGUUCUUCAAAAACCAACCAUUAAAGAAAGUAUGUUCCUUGCUUGGUUUAAAGCAAAUGAAAUUUAUCCUGAAGCGCGGGAUUUGACUUAUGCUGAGAUGCCGAUGAGAUUUGUCUGGAAACAAGCAACAAGAGAGUGGACUCCAAGGAAAAAGAGUUUUGCCAUUGGAAGAUUAUUUUAUGUGCCGCCAAGUUGUGGUGAGCUUUUCUACUUGAGAUGCCUUUUGAAUGUUGUUCGUGGUCCAACCUCUUUUGAAGAUAUUAUGAAGGUUGGUGGCGUCCAAUACAAUACUUUUCGUGAUGCUUGCUAUGCUCUUGGUCUGCUAAAUGAUGAUAAGGAAUAUAUUGAUGCAAUUAAAGAAGCGAGCUUUUGGGCAAGUGCACAUCGUUUGCGCAAACUUUUUGUCGCUUUAUUAAUUGCUGAUUGCUUGAGUAGACCAGAAGAGGUUUGGGAGAAGUGUUGGACUUUUUUAUCUGAAGAUAUUGUUUACAAGCAACGUUUAAUGCUUAAUCAUCCAGAUCUUACAUUGACUGAAGAUGAGGUGAAGAACUUUACUUUGUUUGAAAUUCAAAAAUUGUUGCGCAGUUGCGGGAGGAGUUUGGAUGAAUAUAACACCAUGCCGGUUCCAGAUAAUAGAUUCUUAUCAAAUAACGGCAAUCGAUUGGUGUACGAUGAGCUAAGGUAUGAUCGUAAAAAGUUGGCUGAGGAGCAUGCAAAUUUGCUGGGUAAUUUGACUAAUGAACAAAGAGUUGUCUAUGAUACUAUAAUCAAGGCUAUUGAUGCUGAUAGUGGUGGAGUCUUCUUUGUGUAUGGGUAUGGAGGAACAGGGAAAACUUUUGUAUGGAAUACUCUUUCUGCAGCUAUACGUUCAAAAGGGGAAAUUGUAUUGAAUGUUGCAUCAAGUGGUAUCGCCUCACUUCUGCUGCCGGGUGGUAGAACUGCGCAUUCUCGCUUCAAGAUCCCGAUUAAUCCUAAUGAAGAUUCUACGUGCAACGUAAAACAAGGAAGCGCACUUGCCGAACUUCUUAUCAAGUGUAAGCUUAUAAUAUGGGAUGAAGCACCAAUGGUACACAAAUAUUGCUUUGAGGCUUUAGAUCGGACACUCCGAGAUAUUUUGCGAUUUAGCAAUCCUUCAAGUUUACAGAUGCCCUUUGGAGGAAAAAUUGUGGUGUUUGGUGGAGAUUUUAGGCAAAUCCUUCCUGUCAUUCCGAAAGGAAGGAGACAGGAUAUAGUUAGUGCAUCCAUAAACUCUUCUUAUUUGUGGCAGCAUACAAAUGUGAUGCAUUUAACAAAGAACUUGAGGCUUCUUCAUUUGCCAGGCAGUGAUCAAUCAGAAUAUUUGAUUAAGUUUUCCGAAUGGAUUGCAAGCAUUGGAGACGGUACAAUUGGAGGGCCGAAUGAUGGUUUUGCAGAGAUUGAGAUUCCUGAGGAGUUCUUGAUUACAAAUUUUGAAGAUCCAAUAGCUAAAAUGGUUGAGACCAUUUAUCCUGAUUUUGGAACCAUUGAUCAUGAUCCCAGUUAUUUGGAAAAAAGGGCAAUAUUGGCACCAACCCUUGAUGUUGUUGAUUCUAUCAACGAUUAUAUGCUCACUUUAAAUGGUACUGAGUUGAAAACAUACUUAAGUUCAGAUAGUCCAUGUCAGUCAGAUGCAAAUCUUGAUUUCUUGGCUGAUAUUCACACUCCAGAGUUUUUAAAUGGAAUUAAAGCUUCCGGAGUUCCUAACCACCAAUUGCAUCUUAAAGUUGGGACACCGGUUAUGCUAAUGAGAAAUAUAGACCAUUCCCAAGGUUUGUGCAAUGGAACUAGGAUGGUUAUCACUAGAUUGGGCAAUCAUAUUUUGGAAGCAAAAGUUUUGACGGGAAUAAGUGCAGGUCAAAAGGUCUUAAUACCUAGAAUGUCUUUGACACCGUCAGAUGUGAGGUUGCCUUUCAAGUUCCAGAGGAGGCAGUUUCCAAUUAUUGUCUCAUAUGCAAUGACAAUAAACAAGAGUCAGGGGCAGUCUUUAUCUAAAGUUGGAUUAUUUUUGCGCAAACCGGUUUUUAGUCAUGGUCAAUUAUAUGUUGCUCUUUCGCGUGUUACUGAUCCCCGUGGUUUGAAGAUUCUUAUAUGUGACAAGGAAGGUAGGAGUACUAAUAUAACAACAAAUGUUGUAUUUCAUGAAAUCUUUCAGAAUUUGUAAAACACUUAUAAUUUUUAUGUUUUAAUGUACUUAAUUUAUUUGUUUCCCAUUUUCUUA